CUGAAACAUCAGGCGGACGGGCGCACCGACCGGCUCGUCCAUCUUCUCCGGUGGCGGCGCUCGCCCCGACCGCGCUCGCCAAUCAUGACGCUGAAGUCAAAGCACCCGGGUCACUGAAGAGCCAUGGGCGAGGGGUCCCCCCCGGCUGGCCGGCGGACCCGGCUCACCUCCUUGCUGGUUCUGGGGCAGCGUCCCCGGGAGGUCACCUUAGACCCGGAGCGGGGGAUCUUGGCAUGGCGGGACCCAGAGCCACCACCACGCAGGGGACGAGAGUGUUGUGCUGUGCCCACUUCUGAGAUUAUUGCCGUCGAGGAAACAGAAAUUGAUGAGAAACAAUCUAAUACUGGAAAAUGGCAUAAAAUGGCAAAACCACGCGCAUUCACAGUGUACCACGUGAAGAGGGCACAGCAACACCGCUGGCGGUGCAACGAAGUGACAUUCUGGUGCAUUGAUGAGCAACUUUGUAAGCGGUGGAUAUGUAUGCUAAAAGAAUUACUUGACUCACAGAUCUCUAGACCAAAGCACUUGCUUGUAUAUAUUAAUCCAUAUGGCGGAAAGCGACAAGGAGAGAAGUUAUAUGAACAAAAAGUAGCUCCACUGUUUAGCCUGGCUUCCAUCUCCACUGAUGUUAUAGUCACUGAACAUGCCAAUCAUGCUAAGGAUAACUUAUUCGAAGUUAAUCUAGAGAAAUAUGAUGGUGUUGUUUGUGUUGGUGGCGACGGAAUGUUCAGUGAAGUGAUGCAUGGCCUGAUUGGAAGAACACAGAAGGAUUCUGGCAUAGAUCAAAAUAAUCCCAAAGCACCAUUAGUCCAAUGCAAUAUCAGAAUUGGCAUAAUCCCUGCUGGUUCGACAGACUGUAUAUGUUAUGCAACAGUUGGCGUCAAUGAUCCAGUAACAUCAGCAUUACAUAUCAUUGUGGGAGACACUCAGCCUCUGGAUGUCUCUUCAGUACAUUGCAAUAAUACAUUUCUGAAAUACAGUGCAUCACUGUUGGGGUAUGGUUUUUAUGGAGAUGUACUCAAAGACAGUGAAGAGAAACGCUGGAUGGGUCCUGUCAGAUAUGACUUCUCAGGUUUCAAGACCUUCCUCUCCCAUCAUUAUUAUGAGGGAACGAUAUCCUUUCUGCCAGCAACACAUACUGUAGGAUCUCCAAGAGAUAAAAAGCACUGCAGAACUGGGUGCCGUAUUUGCAAGCAAAGUAAAAAACAGCUGGAGAAAGAGGAGCAGAAAUACAGAAACGAAAUUAAAGGGGACGAAGAAGGAGAAUGGAAGGUUAUUAGAGGAAAGUUUCUAGCCAUCAAUGCAGCAAAUAUAAGUUGUGCCUGUCCGCGGAGUACUAAAGGCCUUUCCCCAGCUGCUCACUUGGCUGAUGGCUCCGCCGACCUCAUUCUGGUUCGCAAAUGCUCCCGGUUCAAUUUCCUAAGGUACCUCGUAAGGCAUACUAACCAGGACGAUCAGUUUGACUUCGACUUUGUGGAGGUUUAUCGGAUUAAGAAGUUUCAGUUUACAUCAAAGCAUUUUGAAGAUGGUGACAGUGAGCCUGUGGAUGUGCAGAAAAAGCACUUUGGCCAGUUCUGCAGAGACCAUCCUCCUUGCUGUUGUGACCUCCCCGACAGUACUUGGAACUGUGAUGGAGAAACUCUAGAUAGCUCAUCAAUUGAAGUCAAGGUUCACUGUCAAUUAAUGAAACUCUUUGCAAGAGGAAUAGAGAAGAAAUCCAAACACCAAGCAACGUACAAGCAACUUACCUGAGCAAUUAAUUGAAGUCAGCCUUCCAUGAAAAUUAGAGACGACAGAAGGUGGCUGCCUGGACAAAUAAGCAUUUCAGGCCCGUUAAUAAAUAUGCUUUAAAAUGGAAUAUAUUUUUGCGGUUAAAUUUUAAUUUUGGCAAUAUUCCUUUUGGGUGAAUUUUUUCAAAGAUUUUCGAUUUUCAAGCAGGUCAGGCUAUUGUUUUUAAAGAAACUUAACAUGCGGUAUAGAGGAUGGCAUUUGGAUUUUAUUUUCUUUCUGUCUUUUCCUUUUUGAAGAGCUCAUUCUGUGGAUACGCUGCAGUAAUAGCUAGGCAUGCGUUCCAGUGGCAUUAAAUCAGCCUUGUAAAAUAAACCUGCAGGUGUUAUUAGCCUGCUAAGAAACUAAUUUGCUGUGUUUCCACGCCCCUUCUCUACAGCCAGCAUGAAAAUGCACAAUACUGGCUUCUUAGCAGGCUAGUUUGAAAUCAAAGAUGCCGUCUAUUGGUUGGACUGGUGGAGGAAGGGCAGAGGGAUCUGUUCCUCCUGGGCCAGACCUACUCACUUGCCAGCACUGCAUUUUAUGCACUCACCUGCAUAGAAUUUCUUGCUGCCUAUGGAUACCAGGGGAGUGGUGAUCUGUUAGGGUACAAGGCUGCCUUAAAUGUGGUGGGAGGUUUGCCGUUGACUUCAGUGGGAUGCAAUUUUGCAUCCUUAAUACAGUGCAAAAAAUUUCCAUCGAGUUCUCAUCUUAGAGUUGAUAAUUUAAAAAAAACAA
Elgaria multicarinata webbii is the source of this 2505-nucleotide messenger RNA. It is a transcript of the gene CERK, whose product is annotated as ceramide kinase. Gene Ontology annotation, molecular function: ceramide kinase activity. The transcript has 13 exons. Gene Ontology annotation, biological process: ceramide metabolic process; phosphorylation. Lineage: Eukaryota; Metazoa; Chordata; Lepidosauria; Squamata; Anguidae. The record is from RefSeq and is a predicted model, not a curated record. The coding region runs from base 124 to 1752 and encodes 542 amino acids.